UAUCGUUUUGUCAUUUUUAUUUUCCAAACCGCGUUAAAAAAAUGGACUUGAUCUGUAUUUACAAUAGCAGAAUUUAUGUCAAAGUUGAAAAGUUAUGUUACGUUACCUCCUGGCCUGUUUUUUUCUUAUUUUUAACUUUCCUGUUGUCAUAACUUUUUGAACAUCAAACCGUUUGUUCUUAUUAGGGUCGUGGGAGAGCUGUAAAUUUAAAUUGUAAUGUAAUAUUAAUAAAAUAAAAGUGUACGGUUGUUUUAAUAACUUUUAGUUUGUUUUUUCAGAGGUAUUUUUUCUAGUUAUUUAUUUAUUUAUUUUGCAAUCGUCACUUCCCUAUCUCGGUCAGCUGAUUUGGAGGGGCGUGGUCAAAGAAACUAGCUACCUCCUGCUAAAUUCCGUCAGAGUAGAUUAGCCGAGCUCCCUGUACUUACGCCGAGGGUUCGCUCUGCACUUUGUGUCUUACGACUCACUUGGUAACAUAAACAGCGUAUCUUACAAAUAUUUUUGCUUUUCCACUUGCUAUCGGCGCCGUGACAUGCAAACGUAGCGGCUAGCUAGCUAUCUUGCUAGCUGGAGGCUUGUGCGCGUCCUCCUUGCCCACGGGAGCAUAAAUGUGUGACAAGUUGUGCGACCGUGGCGUAGGUGAACAACACACCAGGGACGAUGCGCAAGGACGUCAGAAUCUUACUGGUUGGCGAACCCAAGGUGGGAAAGACGUCACUCAUCAUGUCUCUGGUCAGCGAGGAAUUCCCAACUGUGGUUCCUUACCGAGCUGAAGAGAUAACUAUUCCUGCAGAUGUCACUCCAGAGAGAGUCCCCACGCAUAUUGUGGACUAUUCAGAUGCUGAGCAGACUGAUGAGCAGUUGUUCCAAGAGAUCUCUAAGGCAAACGUGAUUUGCAUUGUGUACUCGGUCAACAAUAAGACAUCGAUAGAGAAGGUGACCAGCUAUUGGAUCCCCCUCAUUCUUGACAACACGGACAAGGAUAGCAGGGUUCCUCUCAUCCUGGUGGGAAACAAAUCUGACCUGGUGGAGCACAGUAGCAUGGACACCAUCCUGCCAAUUAUGAACCAGUACAGCGAGAUUGAGACCUGUGUCGAGUGCUCCGCAAAGAAUCUGAAGAACAUCUCUGAGCUGUUCUACUAUGCCCAAAAGGCUGUCCUCCAUCCCACGGGGCCACUUUACUGUCCAGAGAAAAAAGAUAUGAAGCCACUCUGUAUAAAAGCACUGACGCGAAUCUUCAAAGUGUCCGACUUGGACAACGACGGUAUUCUCAACGAUAGUGAGCUCAACUUCUUUCAGAAAACAUGUUUCAACCUGCCAUUGGAGCCGCAGGCCUUGGAGGAUGUGAAAAAUGUCGUGAGGAAAAAUUUGAGUGAUGGAGUGUGCGACAAUGGACUCACUCUAAAAGGCUUCCUGUUCCUCCACACGCUUUUUAUCCAGCGCGGGCGCCACGAAACCACGUGGACUGUGCUGAGGACAUUCGGAUAUGACGACGACCUGGAGCUGAAUCAGGACUACCUCUUCCCUCCGCUGAAAGUUCCCCCUAACUGCACCACAGAGCUCAACCACACAGCCUACCUCUUCUUGCAGAGUGUCUUCGACAAACAUGACAAGGAUCGUGACUGUGCCUUGUCGCCGGAGGAGCUGCGGGACCUGUUUGAUGUUUUUCCCUACAUGCCCUGGGGUCCUGACGUCAACAACACGGUGUGCACCAAUGAGCAGGGCUGGAUCACCUACCAGGGUUAUCUCUCACAAUGGACGUUAACAACUUAUCUGGAUGUGCAGCGUUGCCUGGAGUAUCUGGGUUAUCUUGGUUAUUCAAUCAUUGCUGAGCAGGAGUCCCAAGCAACCGGGAUAACAGUGACCAGGGAUAAAAAGAUUGACUUGCAGAAGAAGCAGACACAACGCGGCGUCUUCCGCUGUAACGUCUUUGGAGAUGUUGGCAGCGGGAAGAGUGGCUUUCUCCAAGCCUUUCUGGGGAGGAACCUAAUGCACCAGCAAAUAAUCAAAGAGGAACAUAAAUCCUACUACGCCAUCAGCACGACUUUUGUUUACGGUCAGGAGAAAUAUCUUCUACUUCAUGAAGUGUUCCCCGACUUGGACUAUCUGUCUGACGCCGACCUGGCCUGUGACAUCAUCUGCUUGGUUUAUGACGUCAGCAACCCGUACUCCUUCGACUACUGCGCCAAAGUCUUCAAGCAACACUUUGUGGACUGCAAGAUCCCGUGCAUGAUGAUCGCGGCCAAGUCGGACCUGCCCGAGACCAAACAGUUGUACGGCUGCAGUCCUCUUGAGUUCUGUCGGAAGCAUAAAAUGCCUCCCCCGCAGUCGUUCACCUGCAACACUGCCGGAGCGCCCGACAGAGACAUCUACACCAAACUUAGCACCAUGGCCAUGUACCCACAUAUGAGCCAAGCGGACCUGAAGAGCUCCACCUUCUGGCUUCGUGCUAGCGUUGGCGCCACCAUGUUUGCCGUGUUGGGCUUUGCAAUGUACAGAGUUCUGCUCAAAGCGCGGUGAUGCCUCUCAUUACCUUUCACAAACUCUUCUAUACGUAAAGGAACAAAAUUAUUAAGACAGUCAACUUAAAGAAGACAGAAGAAAAAAAAUGCAAUUGUGCAAUGUUUCUGUUUGAAAUGUGUUUCUUUUUGCUUAUUGUACAUGUGUGGAGAAAAAACCCCCCAAUAUAUUUAUUUUGGAGGAAUAUAACAAGAAGCUGCGAAUGGAAGUGUAUUACAAGGGAAUAAGGAUCUGUUAGAUAAAAAAAAAAAAAAAAAAGCGAGUGAACUUGUCAAACUGUGUAAGAAAUGCAAUAUUUUAAAUAGUGAUAGUGUACAUACUGUAAAUAACUCUGAGCUUGACACUUAAGCAUUGAUAGUAUUUAUUUUUUGCCUUUUAUGGCCAAUCGAGUGGAUGAGGAAUUUGAACGGUUCAAUUUACAGUCUUGCUGCAAUACACUUGCAUGUUUCAUAUUUUCUGAGCACAUUCCACGCAUAACUUGCCAUCAUUAUGUGCUAUGUACCUGAAAGUGCAAAAAACACCCUGGUGGUCAUUUUGAAAGAACUUCCCUGCAGCAGAAGAUACAACCAUGUCUGUCUGUAAUGUACAACUGCCCACGGUGCAAUUGGAUGUACAGUGUUUACCAGGCCCCAACUUUUGGAAACAAUAAAUCCAAAAUUUUCUGUUUUCA
Syngnathus typhle (broad-nosed pipefish) is the source of this 3187-nucleotide messenger RNA. It is a transcript of the gene rhot1b, whose product is annotated as ras homolog family member T1. The transcript has 19 exons. Gene Ontology annotation, biological process: mitochondrion organization; small GTPase-mediated signal transduction. Bases 658 to 2517 code for a protein of 619 amino acids. Gene Ontology annotation, cellular component: mitochondrial outer membrane. The record is from RefSeq and is a predicted model, not a curated record. Lineage: Eukaryota; Metazoa; Chordata; Actinopteri; Syngnathiformes; Syngnathidae. Gene Ontology annotation, molecular function: GTPase activity; calcium ion binding; GTP binding.